AUGACCAGGCGAUUGACCCUAGGUGGCCGCUCUGAGAUGGGACUUCUGUGUGAGCAGAAUGACCCCGAGACACCACCACCCCUAUGGACACCUCCCAAGACAGAUUUCUGGAAGCGUCCGUCCAGGUGGCAGAUCUGUAUUCCUCGUUUAUGGUUUGUGGCCAAGGUUGCCUUGUCACUGUUCUUCUUCCUCGUCCUACUCCGUAUUUACUAUGACAAACACUCUGGGGGGGUGGACCAAACAGCAACUGAGGCUGAGAUUAUGGAAGCAGCUCAGCGCGACAACUGGCUAUGGAAGGACUUUUCCAGACAUGAUGGCCUGACCCGCGGGACAUUCGAUCUCAAGUUAGAUUGUCAGCUUAAUAAUGAGAGAUGCGACAAGAAUACACUACAUAUGACCCGGUACAAUGGUUAUAGGAACUUCGAGGAACCUGUUUCUGAGAUCAUACCUUGUGUCGGACCUCGUGGCCUGCCUCUAAAUGAGAGCGUUGAAGAUGCCGUUUGGGCUUAUGAAGGAGUAGCCAAAGGUGCUGUUGAGCCUGUUCUUGGAUCUUAUGAAGCGUCAGGUCUCGAUGGCUCUAUCUCGUUCGAUCGGGUUGGUAGGUUUCAAGCAUACGGCUUUGAUCAAUACGACUCUCUGGAUGUUUCGGAACUCGGGAAAUCAAGUGAUGUGGACUGGAACGAGGUCAGAUGGGGUGAACUGCAAGAUGUAUGCGUUGAUGCCAAUCACGCCCGUUUCAAGCCGGUCAAGGAACGUCAGCAAAACUCGAUUCAGUAUUCCAACGUCAGGCAUAAACACAAUCGUCCCACCAACAGCGAGGAACUAGCUGCGCCCACUCCAGGGAAAGUCAACAAAAUCAAGAGAACUGCCAUCCUGAUUCGGGUAUGGACAGGGGCUACUUGGAGUGCUGACGCAGUCGUCAACCUCCGCGCGAUGAUCGCAGAGGCUUCCCUGGCAAGUGGCGGCAAAUAUCAGGUCUUUAUCUUGCUACACGUCAAGGAUGAAGCAGUUCCGUUGUUUGUUGGCGAGGACGAGCCGAUGAACACCAUUCGCCAGAACAUUCCUCCAGAAUUUCAUACAAUUACGGAAGUUUGGAAUCAUGCCCAAAUCCGAGGUUUGUACUCGAAUCUAGCAGAACAUGCCUUUGUCGGCCGGUCGCCCUGGAUGAUUGUCCAAUGGUUUGCGCGCAACCAUCCAGAAUUUGACUUCUUCUACCAGUGGGAAUUUGAUGUUCGAUUCACCGGCCACUACUUGGAUUUCUUCGAGUCCAUCUCCUCGUUUGCCCGGAAACAGCCUCGGAAGGGCAUCUGGGAACGUGCAGCGCGGGUGUAUAUUCCUUCGGUCCACGGGGAUUUUGAUACUCAGUUUCGUAGUCAUGUCCACAAUGAAGACCCUCACCAUGUUUGGGGACCAGUCUCGGUGGAGGGUGUCAAACCUAGGGGUCCCAAACCACCCACUCAUGCUGCUGAAGACCACUUUGAAUGGGGUGUUGGUGAAGAUGCCGACUGGGUUGGAUUUCUUCCAAGCUUCAACGUGACGGAUACGAAAUGGUGGUUCAAAGAUUAUAUUUGGGGUUAUGCGCAGGGCACAUCGACUCCAAGACGAGCGACACUGAUCGCUCAAGGUCGCGUGAGCCGACAGCUCCUUGACAUCAUGAAUCACGAGAACGCCGAAAACGGCCAUCUCAUUGAUGCAGAGAUGUUUCCACAAACUAUGUGCCUUCAUCAUGGCCUCAAGUCUACGACUUUUCCGCAUCCUAUCUUUUCCGAUCGUGACUGGCCACCAGCGGCUCUACAGCAGAUCUUUAAUCCAGGACCAUUCGGUCAGGCGGGAGGGACCAAAGAAAGCACCUUCAGCAAAUGGAAUGAAUACGCCUGGACUAACAUGACCUGGUACUUCAAUUCAGCUCAAGCUAAGCCGGUGUACCAGCAGUUUCUAGGCAUCACAGCCCUUGAUAAAGGCGGUUCUGAGUGGGAAGAGGCUUACGGGAGAGCGGUGGUGCGACCUAUGCUUCUUCACCCUGUCAAAGGUGCAAAGUCAACUAAAUGGACCAAGGAUGGAUGGUCCGAAACCAAAGGUGGCAGAUGA
Molecule: messenger RNA, 2088 nt
Organism: Endocarpon pusillum Z07020
Lineage: Eukaryota; Fungi; Ascomycota; Eurotiomycetes; Verrucariales; Verrucariaceae
Exons: 3
Coding region: 1-2088 (695 amino acids)
Source: RefSeq, a predicted model, not a curated record